Messenger RNA from Alligator sinensis (Chinese alligator), 1039 nucleotides. Its product is annotated as olfactory receptor 5V1-like. Lineage: Eukaryota; Metazoa; Chordata; Crocodylia; Alligatoridae. The record is from RefSeq and is a predicted model, not a curated record. Gene Ontology annotation, molecular function: olfactory receptor activity; G protein-coupled receptor activity. Bases 48 to 980 code for a protein of 310 amino acids. Gene Ontology annotation, biological process: G protein-coupled receptor signaling pathway. The transcript has 2 exons. Gene Ontology annotation, cellular component: membrane.
UAAAUGAGAGCAGUAACUGCUGAAGUACUCAUUGUAGCUCUACAAGGAUGUCAAAUGAAACCUCCAUGACUGAAUUCAUCAUCAUGGACUUUUCCAGCCUCCAGGAGCUGCGAUUUUUGUUUUUUGGGGUUUUCUUGGUCACCUACACCUGCACUCUUCUAGGCAACAUCUCCAUCAUUGCGCUUACCUGCCUGGAUCCUCAUCUUCACACCCCUAUGUAUUUUUUUCUUGGGAACCUCUCUUUCCUAGAUAUCUGCUACACCACCACCAAUGUCCCCCAGAUGCUGCUGCACCUACUGGCAGAAAGGAAAAGCAUCACCUACGUUGGCUGCGUCAUCCAACUGUAUUUCUUCCUCUCUUUUGUGGGCACAGAGUGCAUCCUGCUGGCUGUCAUGGCUUAUGAUCGCUAUGUGGCAAUAUGCAGCCCACUGCAGUACAUGGUCAUUAUGAGGAAAUCCCGCUGCCUUUGGCUGGCUGGCAUCUGCUGGGCUGCUGGUUUCCUGAACUCUGCAGUGCACACGUUUUUCACCUUCCGGCUGCCUUUCUGUGGUGCUAACCAGCUCAACUAUUUCUUCUGUGACAUCCCACCACUCUUGAAGCUGGCCUGUGGGGAUACCUCCAUCAAUGAAAUCACCCUGCUUGCCAUAGGGGUCUUUAUAGGAUGGACCCCAUUGAUUUGUAUAGUCCUGUCCUAUGUCUACAUCAUUUCCACAAUCCUGAAAAUACAUUCUACCGAGAGAAGGCUCAAAGCUUUCUCUACCUGCACAUCCCACCUCAUCAUUGUACUUCUGUACUAUGGCAGUUCCAUCUUCACCUAUGUAAGACCCAUCUCCAGCUACUCUCUGGAUAAAGACAGACUGAUUUCUGUCCUAUACAGCAUUGUUACUCCUAUGCUAAACCCUUUAAUCUACAGCCUGCGAAACAAGGAUGUCAAAGGGGCUUUGAGAAGAGUGCUUAUGGGGAAACUGUAUUUGCAGUGAUGCUGGAAAUGCUUUUUCUAUGGAUCUUUAAAUAUCACUGAAAAAUUAAAGUUCUUUUC